Messenger RNA from Mycosarcoma maydis (corn smut), 5790 nucleotides. RefSeq lists its product as uncharacterized. NCBI's taxonomy places the organism in Eukaryota, Fungi, Basidiomycota, Ustilaginomycetes, Ustilaginales. The transcript has 2 exons. The record is from RefSeq and is a predicted model, not a curated record. Bases 1 to 5790 code for a protein of 1929 amino acids.
AUGCAAGGCACCAAGCAACCCGCUUCACCGGCCGCGAUGCCAUCCUCCUCCCUUGCCCUCGAAUCACCGUCCGACCUGCAACGCAAACCCACUUGGGCUCAUAUCAGCUUCGAUGAUGGCUUCGACCUCAACCUUGGCGCCACCUCUGCAUUGCGUGCAGCUGACCAAAGCGCCCAUCCGUCAAAACCCACUUUGUCAACCCAAUCUUUUCAACCCACCGCCUCAUCCAAACCGGAUACGGCGAUCCCUGUCCACCCUCAUGCAAGUUCUCCACGCCAGGACGACAAGAGGCUCUCGACCAGUCCUGCCUCUUCCAACAAGGCGCUUCCACAGCUUCCCUCUCUCUUUGGAACAGCCAUGGACACCACCAACUCUGCAUCCUCAGCUCGGCGCCAACCAUCCACCGAUUUACCCUCUACUACCACCCUCGCUUCUCCGUCCGCACCCUCGCAUCCUGACAACAACCAUCACGCUCGCACACACCCUUCUAACGAUGGCACACGCACUCCCAAGCCAUCGAGCACUCCCAAAGGCCGCCCCUUUGCCUCACCUAUCAUCACAGCCGCCACUCCUCAGCAGCCCAACCGUGUCGACUCUUGUUCCGCUACAACUACACCAAUGCCUACUCGCCCUCCUUCCGGUGGUGGUCCUCCCGUCUGGGACAGUCCAGUACAAUCUUCGCCUCCUCAGCCCGUCUCUUCAGCGGAUGCCUACACGCAGCCCAUCGAGACCUUCCCAUUAGAGACUUUGAGUCGUGCCGGCACCCCCAUGAGCCACCUCAGCGGAUCCAACUGGAUACACGAUGCUCCCGGCAACCGCAGCAGCCUUGGCACCACUUCGAGUAUGCCGUUCACCCAGACAAAGCGCGCCUCGGUCUUGUCGUUUCAGACUGCUAACAGCGCCGGCUUCACUAGCGCUGACGAGGCCAGGACCUCGGACAGAGAGCAUCUUGCUGAUAAUGCGCUGCCUCCACUCGACUCGGCAGCUGCGCUCAAGCUUGCAACACAGCCAAACAGUAUGCGCCCUUGGCUCGACGGCGGCCCCUCAGCCCACACCACUUGGUCCGACGAACGUUCGGUUCCCGGUGGCUUGCCAGGCGCAUUCUGGGACGAGCCUUAUCCACAGCCAGCUACUCGAUCUGUAGAACCUGCACCUGCUGUUGCAAUACAGCAGCCGUCUGCUAUCACAACAGCAACGACCAAGCCUCGCUCUGCUUCCGCCGAUGUGCUCGUGGAUCGCCAACAUAGCAACAACGCCCAUGUUCGGCACGUCCGCGACUUGACUGCCACCACCCCGCCAUCGACUUUGUCCCCCCUCAAUACGCAGAGUCUGGCUCCUGCUUCGCCAAGCGCUCCCAUUUCGUCCACCACCAUUGCUCCUCCGUCCGACGAGACCGCCCAGAUCCUGCGUCGCUCGCCUGAAUUUACUCCAGACCGACGUCCGUCCGAACCGUUAUUGCCUCUGGACGAUGUUCCCAUUCCUCCUGCCAAGGAUGUGCGCGCAGUUUCACCCACUGAACCCGCCGUCUCGUUGAGCUCGCCGCAAGGUCCGAUCGACCCUGAUCUCGACGAGACUUCAAUCACUGCUGCUGCAGACAACGUCAUCCCUCCACCUCUUCCGAGCGAGGCAGUCAGCAAUCGGCUCUCGCUCGCGUCCGACGUGCUUCUGAACGGGCCAGCACAUCAGAAGCCUGUCUCGGACUAUCGCAAAAAGCCGCUCGCUAACAUUUCUUCAGCACAAAAGGCCGCUGGUCUGGCUCAUCUUCAAGCGCAGGCUAGGGCUACCAAGCAGCAGGUCAAUUCGGACAUGCAGAUGCAUGCGCCGCCACCACCACCUCCAUCCAACCCACCGCCAGAGGCGCCGCCGAUCCCCAUUCUGGAACGUGCCCGUCGCAAGUCGAACGCCAGCCUCACCGCCAACGUAGCUCUGGCACAAGCCACCACCGGUGCGCCGGGCAUGCCUCGAGACGAUCCCAAUGACCGAUCCGACACACCCAGUGCCGAGAGUGUCUCUCAAGAGUCCAGCGCUCCGCCUGACGGCGAGGUCGAAGCACGUGCAGAAUGGGAGCGCCGACGCAGGAUGAAACGCAAGAACGAAAAAAAGCAGCCCGACGUUGCCAAGCCGCAGAAGAGUCGUUCAGAUGGCUUCCAGCUCAAGCCCUUGCAGCUCGUUCCUGCCGACAAUCUCACCAGCUUUGCAAGUCGGAACGGCGCUUCCAGCCUUGCCGCGCGGGGUGACGGUGUUAGAAGCGGCGUUGCGACGGGCGAUCGUGUUGCUGGCGCGCUCGCGCCUGCACCCGCCGAUCCGUCCAAGCACACGUACAGCACGCAGCAGCUUCAGAAGCUGCAGGCGCGCGAGCAGAGGAGAAGCGUUGGCGCUUUCAGUGCCGCCAUGGCCGCCGCCAAUGUCGCUUCGAGUGGCAGCAACGUUGGUCCUUAUCCGGUCUUUGCCUCUCCUAACACCGCUCCGCAAAAGAUGGGUUCGCGGCAGUAUCCUGGUCUGAUGGCUCAACGAAGUUUGGUGCCGCCGUUCGAGCUCCAGCAUCGUCCUGACGGCCUUCCCUCUGGCUUGAUCGGCCCCGACGGCGUACGAAGGAGCCUCAACGAUCCCGAGGUGUGCCUUGAGUGCAUGAUGCGAGACGAAGAUAUGGUCGACAUUCGUGUUGUUGGCGAGGGCAUCUGGGAACGCGAGAGCGACAAGGACUUUGAAGAGGCGGUCCGGCUUGAAGCCGAAGAAGAAGCAGCAGCUGCAGCUGCAGCUGCAGCAGCCAAUGGCAAUAGCUUCAUCGGUCCAAGUGGUAGCAGUGGCCACGGAGACAGCAUCAGCAGCCAUCUUGAUUCGCGAGGCUCUCGUCGACCAAGGAAAAGAAUCGGUAAGGGCGAGGCACUUACCGUCGAACGCCUGAAACUCCACACGCAAAUGAAUCCGCCGGCCUCCUCGUUUCGAUGGCGCACGCUGCAGACAUUCUUGGCUGUGCAAGCCAAAUACAUCGCCAUGGAGCAGCAGAGGAUGCGCAUCGAGGCUGACAAGAAGGCGAGGCACUACGCCGACUCUGUCAGCAGCCGUGGCAGCAUGAUUGUCUUGGACGCAUCUGCAUCUGCACCUGCGCAGCAGCCCGAUCGUGGUCUUUCUUCACCCUUUGCGCCUCCUCGCGAAGCUUCAGUCGCUGCUGCUGCCGUCUCACGUCAGUCGAUGCUACAGACCUCGACGGAUGACAGUGGCUUGACGCCGCAGCAGAAGCAGGAGAAGGAACGCGACAUUGCAGCAGCCCAAGCGGCUCGCAAGAAAAUGACUUUAGGUGCAUCGGCUCCGCCACCGCCGCUACCGACGACGACACCGCCUCUCGGAUAUCCUGCGUAUCCUGUCACACCGCUGCAAACGCGCACGUUUCCCAAAACAAUGCCCUUUGGUUCUGGCUCCGAUCUGGAGGAGCAGCUUAGCGGAUCAGCGCUCGCUGGGGGUGUUUCAACUUCUGUCGGCGGUCGCCGUGUGCCCUUCGGUUCAGCCCAAGCCGCUAGAGCAGCAAGCGUCCAAGAUUUGCGAUCUGCCGCCGAUUCUGCUCGGGCAGCAUCUGCUGGUUAUCCUGCUAGCCCCGCAGACAGCCUCAUGCCGCCCUCGAGAUCUUUUGCGGGCACCUCGCCCACUGGCACGCCUUCGCGUCUAGCGUCUCGUUCGGGCGCAUCUCAAUUGUCGCUGAUGAACAGUGGCUCGAUGAUCGACAUGCAUGUGGCUCAAGAAGAUCGUGCCGAGCACCGGCUCAAUCAGAAUGGUUUCCUCCCUGCCACUCCUUUGGGGGUCGCAUCGCCCGCUACACUCAACCGCUCCUUCUACGGCUUUCCUGGAGAUGGCGAUUCGUCGGUCCCGGAUGCGACGGCGUUUAAGCGAUCGCGAAUGGUUUCGAGCGACGGCUACGUCAAUCCCAUGGAAGCAGGCCCUCGCGGUCUCGAAACGGACGGCGAAGAGAGCUCUCGGCGCAAGAAGAAGGGCCUUCGCGGCCUCCUUUCCAAGCUCACGGGUAGCAGUGGUGCUCUGAGCCGGGAUACCCCAACAGGAGCAGCUGCGGACGGUAGUCUGAACGGCAGCAUCGCCAGUCGCAAUGCCAGCAAGCGUUCGCAAGGAUCUGGAGCCGGAAGCCCGCGCUUUCAACAGGGCUUGUCCAGUGUUGAUCGCUCGCUCGAUGCGGUCAGUCCGCCUCUCAACGGCAUGCUCAGCAAGUCUCGGAUGUCGACCUCUUCAUCCUUCCGCAACGGCGCUGAUGGUGACGCCGAGUCCAAGGGUCGAACCACAAGAAGCGGCAGCACUUCCCUCUUCCAGAAUCCGCCAGGUAUGGCGAGUCAGAACAGCCUCGAUCUCGGACCGUUCCAGCCUGCUUCGCCACAGGCGAGUGCCAUCGAUUCGGCAAGGAUGAGGAGGGCACCCAACGCUAUGAUGGAGAAAUACAUGAAUUCGCCCUCACUCCAGACACUGGCAUCUCCGGUGCCUGGCGCCAUGUCAGUGUCACAGCCCUCGCCUGGGAGCAGUAUGGCGGGCGAACGUAUGUCCGUGCAUCCGAGCGAUGCGCGAAACGGCCGAAUGUCGAGCUUUGCCAGCAUGCGAGAACUUCGCACCCCGGCGUUGCAGUCCAUCCCCGACAGCGAGCAGCAUGAAGACGAGGCAGAUGCGCGCAAGUCGAUGCGCUUCAGCGGCGCAAGUGCAAACUCGCGUAAGGCGCUUCCUUCCACGCCACCGGCUGCUGGAGAGCGCGACCACCAGCGCAGCGCGACAGGAGGAAUGAGAAGCUCCGUAAUCGACUCGAGCUCGUCAUUGCCGCGAUCGCCAGGUUUAGCACCGACACUCGCCAUGACGCGCCAGGAUGGCAGCGGACCAGCAGAUGCGGGACGUGCUAGCAUGCAAGCAUCUAGAGGCAUGAGGUCAGCACCAUCCGAAAUCAACUUGGAUACUGGCAACAUGACGAUUCCCGACGAUGCUUCGGUCAGCAGCGCUGGGCCGGCACGACCGCCCAGGAAUCCACGUCGACCCGACGGGGUGCUCAACUCGCCGAGCUUCGUUAACGGUGGUCAUGACGCUCUGGCGCCGUCUCGACGCGAUUUCCCGAUGCAGGGUCGAUCGCAGUCAGAAGCUUACACCGGAGUAGUGGGCUCACCAGCCAGCCCAGAAAAGAGCAAAAAGUCAAUCUUCCGUCUGCCAUUUGGCCGCAAGAAGCGCGAGUCGACGUUCGGCGCCUCUGUCGACAGCAGCAAACCAUCCAUCGUGAUUGGUGGUGCGGACGAAUUCGAUCAGGGUCAAGCGGUGCCGUCAAGAUCGAUCGCCACAUUCUUGCCCAAACUGCGAACUCGGAAGAGCUACUCUGGACUGAGCGUGUCCAGAGCCAGCUUCCAAACGGAGCGUCAGCGCGUACUCUCUUCGCCUGCUCCUGAUCCUUCGCUGGGUCGGUUGCCGCCACGAAGCCAGAGUGCAUUUAGCAUGGCACCGGCGAAGCGCUUCAUGUCGAUGGACAUUCCACGUCGGUCUAUGAACGUUGGGCGUGGCUCGGCACGCAAUCGAUUGAGCACAGUUCAGUACGGCGAGGAUGAGGAUGAGGAGGAAGAGGAAGACGAGGAUGACGAGAUGGAAUGUGAACCAGGUUACGAAGCUGAAUUCAACCGGUACGCCCAAGAGGCAGCCGAGGAACGCUACCUCAAUACGGGCUCGCGAGGCGGAAAGGACAUGAGCUUCGGACGAAAGAGUCUGAACCUGCUCAGGGAAGGCAUCUUGCGCACUGUGAGCAGCGAUCAGAAGAAGCAGCGCUGA